Molecule: messenger RNA, 729 nt
Organism: Vicia villosa (hairy vetch)
Lineage: Eukaryota; Viridiplantae; Streptophyta; Magnoliopsida; Fabales; Fabaceae
Exons: 1
Coding region: 192-653 (153 amino acids)
Source: RefSeq, a predicted model, not a curated record
AAAAUGAAACUCCAAAAUCUCAAAUUCUAAUCUACCUCUUGACAUGACAUGUUGACACUACACGACAAGAUAGUGAGUCAUCUUUAUGUCAAAAAAGAUGUUCACUUCCUUGCUCAAUCAAACAACUUAGUCAAAUGUUCUCAUUAUAUACACAUAUGUAGGUUCACACUCUUACCCUUUACAUCACAAAAAUGAAUGGUUAUUCAAAGAUUGGUAGUACUAGCCACAAAUCAAGAUCUAUAGAUUUUUCAGAUUUUUUCUCAUUUUCUCAGACACCAAAACCAACCAGGAUUAGCAACACUCUUGAAACAAUUAAACAUGUUGAAGAACCUAAUGAUAACGAGGUCAUCAAGAAGAGGGAGGUGGUAGAUGAAGGAGAGAGAUUUGGAGUGAUAUUAGGUAGGAGCUGUUCAGUUUCUUCUUCUUCAUCUUGUUCUGCUGCAUCUGGGUUUCAGGCAACAGUGAAGAGAGCAUUUUCAAUAAAAAGAUCUUCUUCAUCAGUUUCAGAGAGGUACUGUAGAAUCCAUGAUCAGAACAUGGUAACAGAAGCAUCAGAUGAGUUAGUCAUCAUAGAUGAUGCAAUCAAGAACAAGAAGAAAAAACAUAAAGGAGGCAAGAUCCUUAAAGUCUGUAAGCGUUUGUUUGGAUUCUAGUUAAUAGUUGUGUAAUAAUUGUAUUACUAUUAUUGUAAUCUUGAAUCAUAAUGAGAUUUGAAAGUCAAUUAAUUAA